AUGGCGCGUCGCAGGGUGGCUCCAGAGAACCGAAUCCGAGCUGCCCAGGCGUGUGAGAACUGCAAGAGACGGAAGCAGAAAUGCAAUGGCACUAUUCCCUGUGCUAACUGUAGCAAGCGCAGGGUGCAAUGUUUCUUUGACGCUCCUGUGCCUGCAACUGGGACAGUUUCGGUGGUAACUAAUGCAGUGCCAGAGCAGCGCAAGAACAGUAAGAAACGCAAGCUGGGAGACUCGACUACUCCAGAUGUCGCAUAUCGACAACAACAAACAUCGACACCCGAUGUCUUGCAUCAUGAUCGCCCUGGUGGAGGCGCUCCUUCUCCGGCCACGUUGAGUGAGACCGCCCAUUACUCGCCAGAGCAGCUGGGUAUUGCUGCGCGUCAUUCUCCUUCGCAACGCCAAGAGCGAAACCGAGAUUCUUUGCUGGUGAUGAAUACGUCCGUUGGAACCCCUGUACAAACCGACAAUGUCGCGGAGGGUGCGGCAUCUGAUGAGACUGAUGAAGCCGAAAUACAAGGCAUGUCCCGAAUGCUAGACGACGGCAAGGGGAGAAUGCUCUAUAUUGGUGAUGCUGCUCCAUUGUCAUAUUUGCAGACCAUUCGCCAGCUUGUCAGCAGCGUAAUGGGCACUUCGAUGUUCACGGUUGAUCCGCAUCGACACAAUAUCCUUGAAGCAUCAAUGCAGGCACAGCCUACUACCUUUCAGUACGCAUUUACGCUUCCAGACCGGGAAGCUGCGUUGUUUCUUGUGGAUUCUUUCUUCGCCAAUACAAAAGGAAUGCUGCAUCUUUUUGACGAGAACAUAUUCAAGCAACGAGUUGAGCGCACGUACCAAAACCCGCUCGCCGCAGACCAGUCAUGGAUGUGCAUUCUGUAUCUGGUUUUCGCUGUUGGUCUCCAACUGCGGUCGAGCUCGUCGCAACCAUCGGCCAAGGAAGCCGCUAUUUUAAAGCGAUUACUUUCUGACAAGCUCGAUCGUAGUGAGAUGUUUUUCCUAGGCGCAAGGCACCUUAAGGAUUCGGCCUCGGGCAUUGAAGAUGGGGACUUUGCGUCUAUCCAAGCCUUGCUGUUGAUGACUUUGUAUAUGCUAUCUGUCGGAAAACGAAACACCGCUUGGGCUUAUAUUGGUAUGGCUGUGCGACUUGCUUACGCGUUAGGGCUGCAUAGAGCCGAGACGCAGCGGGUUUACGAUGAGACUGAGAGGACGUCCAUGUCCUUGCCUAGGGUCCUCUUAUGGCGUAGUCUCUACGUGAUGGAUCGAUUUUUGGCGUCCUGCCUUGGCCGACCAACUGCAAUUCAAGACGAAGAGAUCUCCGAGGAACUCUUCCCCACAAGAGAACGAUUAAUCAGCACAACACCAGGAUUCGUUGAAAACUUUGAAUUUGAAGCUCUCUUUGCUUCUGUACGAGCAGCCCAGAUACACGGCACUAUUCUCCAUCAGAUAUAUCGAUCACGCAAAGUGUCGCUACGAAUUGCGAGAACAAUCGCAGUCCAAAUUCACGAAUGGACACUGUCCCUGCCUGAGAUAUUGCAAUGGCGUCCUACUCCAAUGCCGCAUGACGACCCGGGUAAAGCCAUGGGCCAAUUACAUGUGUGGAUGACAUACUUUAGUACAAUCAUCCUCCUGACGCGGCCAUUCUUGCUGCUCCACGUAAAGAAGAUUAUCUCACAGCAACAGCAGAGGCCCAAGCCUUCUGGUCAUAGAUCACCAGUCUCAGAAGCUGUUGCGAGUUCUCCUGGUGAGAUUCGAGUGGCAGACAAUCCUGAGCUCAACAAGUAUUCCGCUGCAAACUGGAUGUUCAUCGCAGCUCUCGUCGUGUUAACAAACUCAUUUUUCAACGUCUACGAAAACCCAGAGAACGACUCAGUAGCACAAACUGCGAUUUAUUUACACCAGCAUUUCUCCGACUGCGAUCCUCUGGCAGCACGAUAUCUACAAAUUCUCCGCUCGUUUCUGAAAACGAUUGCCGAUCGUCGAUCGAUGAAUGGAUUGUUAGGGACAGUGAGCAAGGAUUACGCGCUGAAGGAUCCAAUUGAGGAUCUUUUCUCGGGGAAAGCCGCAGCGCAGCCGCAUCAUCAGAAUCAUAUUAACUUGUUGUCGCCGGAUAUAGCGCGACAAGACCAUUUAGCGACAACUGCAACCACAGCGCAAUCCGUUCAGUUGCCGGCCUGGGACUGGUCUACUACUACUUCCAUCCAACCUCAAAUCAGUGCGUCCCGAGAUACUCUGCCCAGCAUGCCGACAGGUUUGGAAAUGAACAACAACAAUAACAAUACCUACAACAAUGACUUCGCGCAUAACGUCGAAGGACUCGUGUUUCCCGGCGCAGAGGAUCUAUUAGGCCCCGACCCGGGACCUAUUCUUGAGGAAGUGAUUCAUUUUGAUAUGCUGUGGCCGUUGAAUCAAGACACGGGGUUAUAUUCGGGGAACAUACCCAUGUAUGGAAUGGAUAAUUAUCUGUGA
This is a messenger RNA of Talaromyces atroroseus, 2463 nucleotides long. RefSeq lists its product as hypothetical. The transcript has 7 exons. Bases 1 to 2463 code for a protein of 820 amino acids. Gene Ontology annotation, biological process: DNA-templated transcription; positive regulation of transcription from RNA polymerase II promoter by galactose. The record is from RefSeq and is a predicted model, not a curated record. NCBI's taxonomy places the organism in Eukaryota, Fungi, Ascomycota, Eurotiomycetes, Eurotiales, Trichocomaceae. Gene Ontology annotation, molecular function: RNA polymerase II cis-regulatory region sequence-specific DNA binding; zinc ion binding; DNA-binding transcription factor activity, RNA polymerase II-specific. Gene Ontology annotation, cellular component: nucleus.